Molecule: messenger RNA, 2909 nt
Organism: Oncorhynchus gorbuscha (pink salmon)
Lineage: Eukaryota; Metazoa; Chordata; Actinopteri; Salmoniformes; Salmonidae
Product: fibroblast growth factor-binding protein 2-like
Exons: 2
Coding region: 74-1084 (336 amino acids)
Biological process (GO): cell-cell signaling
Molecular function (GO): growth factor binding
Source: RefSeq, a predicted model, not a curated record
UAGCAAGAGGGACCCUCAGCUUCUACAGUCCCAAUCUCACUCACUUUCUCACACUCAAGCAUCUGGUAUAACCAUGUGGACUCGGGCCGGUGCACUGCUGCUCCUCGCCUGCUGUCUCUGGGCAGUGGAGGGACAGAAUGAGAAUGGCAACACGAGGGCAGGCAAUGGUGGUGCUGCUACUGCUGCUGCAGAGAACAGGAAGAGUGUCUGGGAGGACCCCAUCCAGUUCAACAACAAGGCAAAGGACUUCUGCACCAUGAGUGUCACUGGCCAGGGAAAUGUCACCCGGCUGAGGAUAUUGUGCCAGGGUGCCGAGAGAACAUACUGGUGCGAGUACACGGGUAAGCCCCAGAUGUGCCGUCCCUACAACAACAACCCUCACCACUAUUUCACCCAGAUCAUGUGGGUCCUGAGGAAACUCCAAAACGCCUGCCAGGCACCCAAAGCUAUCAAGCCUCAAAUGUGCAAGAGGGCACCGGAAGACGCACAGAUGGUGUUCUCUGCUUCCUCCACGCCAGAGGCUGCACCAGCAGCAAUCCCUGAAAAGCCAGAGAAAGCCCAAGAGCCAAACCAGGCAAAACCAGAGACCCCCAAGGUACCAUUCACCAAGCAGGCUAAGCCAGCCGCAACCAAGCCUGAGGCUAAAUCAGCAAGACCAGAGCAGGCAAGGCCAGAGCAAACUAAACAAGAGAAAGCCAGGCCAGAGCCAGCAAAACCAGAAGCAAGACCAGCACCUACAAAACCUGAAAAAUCCCGAACAGAAGCAAGACCAGCUCCUACAAAAUCACUGCAAUCCAGACCUGAGCAGGCAAAACCAGCAGCCGUAAAACCAGCAGCUGCAAAACCAGCAGCAGCAAAACCAGCAGCUUCAAAACCAGCAACUUCAAAACCAGCAGGCUCAAAACCAGUAAAGCCAGCAGUGAACAAGACAGCUGUUCUAAAAAAGCUUCUGACCCCCAAACCAACCGCUCUGAAACCAACCAAGCCCACUGUCAAGAGCAAUGCCAAACAGCUGGCACAAGAAUAUUGUUGGCGGUCACUCCAAGGCAUCUGUUCCUAUGUCAUUGAUUGGUUUCAGAACUAAUAAUGAAGAUUUAGAUUUCUUUUGAAGAUUACUUCAAAAGUCUGUCUAAAGAGGUGCUCAGAGUGGUUUUCCAGAAAAUGAUAAAUGGUAGAAGGGAGUUCUAACACCCUCUUCGCGGAAAUGAUCAUGCUGACACUGCUGUCAAUCAAAGAACUUUCCAGCCUGCCAUUUCACCAUGAUUUGUGCACUGUAAUACAAAAAUCUACUUGUUUCAACAAAUUACUAUUAAGUAACUAGUUACAUAGUCUUUUUUAGUUUACUGAACUUUUCAAUCCAAGUGUUACCUCGAGAAACAAAAAAAAUAGUUGGUCCAAACUUAGCUCCAACUCUAGAAAACUUGUCUCAUAUGUUCAUUCAACUAUAAAUUAUUUGUGAAUCUUAACUAAUAAAGUUGUGCAACUGGUUACACACAGUGGUUUUAACAUACAAUGUUUUCAACUUACAUAUCUGAUGCACGUUGACAUACAUCAUUACAUUGUUAAUUUAUACAGUCAUUAUUAUUCAACAUGUCAUCUCCUGGGCUUUGCACUCACAACCUCUCGGUUCAUGGUAUUCCUAUCCUCCUGCUAUACCACCAUGUCGGUGUCCAUUAUCAGUUCAUCUGACUCUUCUCUCAUCAUUGAUUUAACUUAGUUAUUUCAGCAAUUUGAUGUUUUUCUGUAUAGUUGUCUGAUGUUGGUGGGGCAUGUUACUCUGUUUUAAAGUUUUAAUUUAUUUAACCUUUAUUUAACUCGGCAAGUCAGUUAAGAACAAAUUCUUAUUUACAAUGGCAACAGACACCGGCCAAACCUGGACGACGCUGGGCCAAUUGUGCGCCGCCCUAUGGGGCUCCCAAUCACGGCUGGUUGUGAUACAGCCUGAAUUCAAACCAGGGUGUCUGAAGUGACGCCUCUAGCACUGAGAUGCAGUGCCUAAAACCGCUGCGCCACUCGGGAGCAAGUUACUCCUUAAUCACUAUGAUAAAUAAAAUAUUUGUUCUCUAAUGUACUUUUAACAGAUCUGAUAUUUACUUACUGAAGUGCAAAGUGUUCCAAUACAGGUGAAACAGUAAUUAACAGGCAUGGUGGCAUAGCAGGAAGAUUGGCAUACUGUGAACCAAGAGGUUGUUCAAAUCCACACAUGUGAAUAUGAAUUACUGUAUACAUGCACAAUGUAAUCAUGUGUGUCAAAUAUCUAAAUUGUUGCAAUUAGUUCCACCGCCUUUUUCAGUUAAGAUACUCAAAUAAUCAUUUCUAGUUGAAUUAACAUGAGACCAUUUGAGCAACACAAUCUUAAAUUGAUUAAUUUUUGGAGCUAAGUUUGUGCCAACUAAAAAUGUUAAUUUCAGGUAACACUUUGACCAAAACAUUUUGUAAACAAAAAAAAAGCUGUGACACCAGUUACUUAAUAUUAAGUUCCAUCGAGACCAAUAGCAAAAACAUAAUUCCAAGGGUCACAAUGCCAACUAAAAGCAUCCAUAUCUGAAUGUGUGGAUCGGGUAUGGACAGAUCUUUAAAUCCAUCAUCUUUCACAUGGUACUCAUUUUGGUGAGUUUUUACUGUUGGUGACAGUUUCUUUACAGUUUGGUUUUUGUGUCAGACAAACCUAUGAUACCCUAUAAUGGUCUCUCCUAAGGCAGAUAUGCCAUUGGUUCUGCCUGUUUUGUAUGUUUGUUUAUGUGUACGUUUGUAUCACCAUAAGCCAUGUAUUGAAAUGCAUAAGGUUGUGUCAUUCACAUUUAGACUGGCAUAUUCAGCUCAACCACUGGUUCAUUGGACUGAAAGGUCACAAUCAAUGAAUGAAUGUCGACAUGUGUAUGUAAUAAAUAAAUGUGUGUUCUGAAUUA